This is a messenger RNA of Marmota monax (woodchuck), 5629 nucleotides long. It is a transcript of the gene Ufm1, whose product is annotated as ubiquitin fold modifier 1. Lineage: Eukaryota; Metazoa; Chordata; Mammalia; Rodentia; Sciuridae. The transcript has 5 exons. Bases 376 to 645 code for a protein of 89 amino acids. The record is from RefSeq and is a predicted model, not a curated record. Gene Ontology annotation, biological process: protein K69-linked ufmylation. Gene Ontology annotation, cellular component: nucleus; cytoplasm.
AUUUCCUUACUUCCGACCCAACCUCCCAGUGGAGCCUAGGGUCCUACUCUCUAUGCUCAGACGUAUUGUGCCUUACUAAAAAUGUAACAUAAAUUAACUGAACUUAGAACAACAGUACUUGUAUGUAACUAUUGCUAUGUUUUCGAGACAGAAGUCUAAAAUCCGUGGUAUUAGUGACUUUGGGGCCUCGUCUACCUUGAGAAUCUGAAACCAGUUUUCAGGCAAUUCUUUGGACAGCAGCAGCUUUGGAGGUCCCCAGUUUGCGGAGGGAGACGUGGAGCUGAGUCGGGAGGGGCCCAGACGCUUCUUCACUGGUGAGGGCUUGGAGCUACUUCGCCAAAUUGGCGUGGGGUGUCCGCCCAGACCUACUCCACCAUGUCGAAGGUUUCCUUUAAGAUUACGCUGACGUCGGACCCACGGUUGCCGUAUAAAGUACUUAGUGUUCCUGAGAGUACACCUUUUACAGCAGUCUUAAAAUUUGCAGCAGAAGAAUUUAAAGUUCCUGCAGCAACAAGUGCAAUUAUUACUAAUGAUGGAAUAGGAAUAAAUCCUGCACAGACUGCUGGUGAGUAUCUAUUUGAAAAUCAUGAAGUGGGAGUGAAUUAUAUGUCUAUUGAUGAUGAGUAUUUAAUUCAUUCUAAUUAAAGAUUUUCAGUAGGUUGUAGCUCUUGUUUAGGGAAAGUUUUUAACUAAUACAUAACAAAAUGUAUGAAGGUAAGAUUGUACUCUCAUGGAAAUGAUAAUUUUGGCCUCUUAAGGUGGUUGUGAGGGAGCAGGUGUUUUAAUGUUUGCAUUAUGCAUCCUUAGCAUGCAGUAGGUCCUAGCUAUUAUUAUUUUAUUUUAAAGAACAGUCAUUUACAUGUAAGAGGGUUGAGUCCACACUCCAAACUUCUAAACUGUUACACAUAAUUCAGAGUGACACAUUGAUGUUCUAAUCAACAUGCAAAGUAAAAGUCCUUAUUAAAAGUAGUCUUAAGCUUUAUUAAAAAAAAAAAAAAAAACUUUUAUUAUUUCUGAAAUAUGUUCUUUUAGGUUAACCAUCUAAUUUUAAUGUUCUGAAAUUACAUAUGAUUUAAUAUAAUAUAACCUCAUUCUUAAAUAGUAGUUACUUUUUAAUUACUAUAUUCUAAGGUACUUUUAUAUUAUAAUAAAAAAAAAAAUUUUCCUUAAAGACCACUAGUGAAAUUUAGCCAUGUAGAAAGUAAGGAAUGAUAUAAAAUUGUAAAUUGUUAAUUAAAUCAACAGUUUUAAGUAUAUAUAUUUUUUUAAUUGAAAAGGGCUUUUAUUGAAAAUUGUGAGGCAUUUUAUUAUAUACAUGUAUUCAAACUUAGUAGAUUAAGGUUUUGUCUUAUUCUAGAAAUUUUGUGUAGUAUACGUUAAUUUUAGCUAUUACUUUACUAUUAUGCUUAUUAUAUUACAUUUCAAAAUUAAAUUGUGUAUCUCACUGGACAUGAAGAAAUCUCAGUGAAUAAUUGACCCAAAAUAGAUUCAGAGUAUCUAGAUUUUUGUAAUUUAUAUAACUUUUGUCUUUUGUGAUAAUUUAAUUUUUUUUCUGUCUUUAGGUAUUCUAUUGUGUAUUAAGUCAAGUAUUCAUGAUGAAAUUAAUUCUUGUUAUUUGCUGAUUGUUAGUAUUUUCAUGGCUAGUGUUCUUAUUUAAAAUUUUAAAGCAAACAUUUGUUGGUUGUAAAGCUAUGGGAAAAGUAGGAACAAAACUUAAAAGGCUUGGAAUUAAGCCAAGUAUGAUGGUACACACUGGGGAGGCUGAAAAGCAGGAGGAUGGCAAGUUGCCUCAGCAAUUUAGCAAAAUCCUGUCUCAAAAUUUGAAAAAAAGUGAGCAGGAGUACUGGGGAUAUAGCACCUUGGUAGAAUGCUUCUGGGUUCAAUACCCCAGUACCACCAAAACAAAAAAACAAAACGUUGGAAUUGGAUUCUGAUGUUACUUGAUCUUUUGCACCUACUUUACUUUUUAAUACACAGUUUGUUGUAUGUAAUAAUCGUUGGAUUAUUAAGAUAACUUGUCAAUUUGUCAUUUUUUAGAAACCUAACUUUAUGUUUUAUUUGUUUGUGUAGGAAAUGUUUUUCUAAAGCACGGUUCAGAACUUCGAAUUAUUCCUAGAGAUCGUGUUGGAACUUGUUAAUAUCUGCUACUUGGAACAUACAAUUACUUUUCAGAAUAAAUAUUGGUAUUUUUUGUUGUUGUAAAUUUGAAAUCAGGCAUUUAGCAUACUACGAAAACACAAGAAGUCAGUGAAACAAUGAAAAGUGGACUCUUCUGGUCCCUUCUUUGUUCAUGAUCUUCAUGUGCAGAGGGAAUGCUUGUGAGUAGCGGGAACUGCCACCACAGAAGGUCUUAGAGUUGUUGAUUGCUACCUCACAACACAAGUACGGAGUUCAUUUGUGAAAAUGGAUUAUCCAACUGUGUUUUUUACCUGGAUGAUUCUGAUAAUUCUUUCUGGAGAACUUUUGGAAAAUUAAAAUUUACUUAAUCUUACAUAUUUGUAUUUGAGUUAAAAAUAUAAAAGGAAAUGAGUCAUAGAUGGAAGUUUGCUAGACAGCAUCUGACUUACAGACUCAUAAAUAGUUUGAUUUUUAAGUGUAUAGUUUGUGAUGAUGAUGAUAGACUGAUGAUGGUUAACUGUCUUGACUUUAUCAUUUAGUGUUGUAAGUUUUAGACUUCAUGUGUCAUGUAAAUUACAUUUAAUUUAGUACCAGAGGACCAAAAAUCUUACUUUUGAGCUAACCUUUAUGUAUAUAAAGUCACAUCCCGUAACAAAUAAGUCUUUUAAUAGUCAUCUUGGCAGAAUCCAGUAUAUGUAAUAGUGGGAAUUGACAAUGCAGUACAAAUGUCCUUUACUGAAUUAUGCAUUUCUGUAUCAGUCUUGUGUUUGAGACGGAAAUCUUUUAGAAACCAUUGUGCUUUGGAGGAUAAUAUUUCUAAAUAAUUUGAAGAAGAGAGUGUUGUUGCAGAGAAAAUAUGAAGAAUACAACAAAGUUUAAAGAUACCAAUUGAAAAUUCCAAUGAAUUAAAGACCUGACUUUAAAAAAGUGCUAAUAUUUUUCAACCAAAUGGAUAAGAAACCAAGUAAAGAAAGAUGAGAAAGACUGGUUGACGAGGCUUUUGCAAGAAGGAAAGCAACAAGUACCCAGUGAAGAGGAAAGUAAAGUGUCACAGAAAUAGCCAGCUGGUUGGACAAAGCUGUGGAGGGUAUGUUGGAGAAAACUGAAAGUGAAAACAAAAUAUUUGACUUAAUCUAAGUAGCAGAAGGGGCCUUGCCUGCAUACAAAUUUCAAAGUACCCCUUAUGACAAUUCAGAGAGUAUAAUAAAAAAUUAUACUUGAUCUUACAUAGGAUAUCAGUAUCUGGGUACGUCUUGAAAGAUAAAAUGAAGGCUUUUAGUGAUUCAGAAUCAUUUCUUGAUGUGCUGUAUUUUGAAUGACAAACUCCCUAGAGGCAGGGCUUGUCAUGUCAGAUUCUUUCUAGAGCUGAAAGUGUAGUAGACAUUCGAUAAAUACUUGGUGAGUUAUUCAUGAAUAAAGUCUAAGACCAGUUUUUAUCUUACCAUGUUUCAGUGUCUUCCCUGUUAUAGUUCCUAGGUUUGAUGGGGAAGAAAUAAAUUACAAGAAAAUACAACUGAAUCUUCUUAAGGGUGACAUCGGUAGUUUAAAAAAUUACCAAAUAUUAUUCACAGAUUUGAUGAAUACCAGGAUUCUGAAUUAUCAAAGUAAGAAUUUUUUUUUUUUUUUUGCCAAGUUAAAAAAAUAUACUCUUAAUGUUUGGAAUUUCAUAUAUAUAUUUUAUAUAUGAAAGAAAAAAACAGUGAUAUGAAGCUUAAAAGCCCUUAUUUCUUAUAAUUGAGCAUAAGUUAACCAGAAAGUUAUGAAUAACUAUUCCUUGAAUUUGGGGCUUAAUUUAAAAUUUCUCCCAUUUUGCUUCUAAUACAAAAACCUUUCUGUUGUUUGCUUAGAUAAGUUUAUUGUGUUCUGUGCCAUAAAGUGAUUUAUUUAAUACUUUUGUUCUUCAGUUUUGAAAAUUAGAUUGCAGUUCUCAAAAAACUUUCAUUGAGUGAGAUAUUUUGUUAUUUAACAAUUAUGAUCUGUAAGCUCUUUGUGCAAAAUAUUUUGAAGUAUUGUAUUUUAGUUUAAUUAAUAGUCCAUAAUUAAUAUCUUAUGAAAAUACUUUUGUUAUACUGUAAACCAUAUUGCCUAUCCUUAUUUUAUUAUUAGAAUUCUUAAUCAGCACACCGGUUGUGCCAGUUUAUUAAAAAUGUAAUUAUAAAAAGCAAAGAUAAUUAAAUACCAUAAAUCAUGGAUAAGAAUGUAUAUUUCCAAGUGUCAGUUUAUUUGACAAAAUAAAAAAUUAAAACUCUGAAGAAGGGGUGAUAGUAAUUAACUGUACUAGUAGGUCCUAAACCUGGGUGAUUAUCAGUCAUGUAGGGAAUUAAAAAUACAGAUUUCUGGAAACCACCCAUUAAAUUCAAGUCAUUAAAUCUGGAAUAGUGUAAAAGAUCCUCUUAUAAAAAGUUCUGGUGAUUUCUGCAGUGCAGGUGAUUUUAGAAUUAAAAUCAACCUUUUUACUAUCUACCAUACAUUUUUACCCAAGGACUUGAAAUAAAUUGGAAGAACUAAUGUACUUUAAUGUAGUGACUCUAAAUUAACUGAUAUUAAUGUUCUCAGGGCCAUUUGUAAAACCACAGGAAACAUGGUUUAUCUAUGGAUUAUAUUGUUUUAAGGAUAAUUUUAUUUACGUUGUCUCAUUCUUCAAACUGCUAAAUUAUUGUCCUCACUUUAUAGAAGAAGAAAGAGGCUUAGUUAGGUUGAGAUUUGAAAUUUGAACCCUUAUUUUGACUUUGACAUACUGGGAGAAAUUUAUAGUAUUCAUUUCUUGUAAUAUACUAGAGCUGUGUUGAAUUAGGAGUUACAAAAAUUACAAAUGUAAGUCUUAAAAUUAUAUGUCAGUACUAAAUACACAUGUAAUGAUAAGGAACUAUAUUAAUUUUUAACAUAGUAUGAUUGUAUAAAUAUAAAAUUCUAGGGCAUUAAAUAUGAACUAAACAUGAACUAAACAAUUAAAAAUGAUAAUACUGAUAGUACUCCGUAAGUGGCCUUGUAGAAGUAGGAACUGUCUCUCUCUUUUCCUCAGCCCCAUCAGACCAUUUGUUUUUUUAAUCUUAAGUAUCACAGAUUUAGCUGUGAGACUACUUCCCUAAUAACCUACUCUUCCCACCAGGUUGUUGUUCAUAAGCCCCUCUAGAAUACAGAAAUUCUGGAAUUGUCCUCUGUUGGUUAAUGCUAGAGAUGGGUGAAACAUUAUUUAAACUGGGACAUUUAAUUAGACUAUUAUUGAAAUAAAUAUUCUUAAAAGGCUCACUCUUAACAUCCGCAUCCUGAAAACUGUCUAUAUACCAGAUAUGUUUUACUCAUCAUGAUUCCUUUCUCACUAUAUAAAAGCAAACAGUUACCUUAAUUCUAAGCCAUACCCAUUGUUCAGUUAAAGCCCUUUUUAUAUUAUUAAAAAAGCCACUGUUAUUCCCAUUUCUUCUUUCACAGUUGCUAUAAUGAGCUUUUUGACCUGAUUGUGUACUUCCCACUAAAAAGUUCUGCUAAAUAAAAACGCAUACUUUCCAUGACA